Molecule: messenger RNA, 5424 nt
Organism: Acipenser ruthenus (sterlet)
Lineage: Eukaryota; Metazoa; Chordata; Actinopteri; Acipenseriformes; Acipenseridae
Product: transmembrane protein 236-like
Exons: 4
Coding region: 800-1894 (364 amino acids)
Source: RefSeq, a predicted model, not a curated record
UUACCUCUACAACACUUGCAUCCCUCACUGUGCUCCAAGAAGCCAUGCCUUCACUUGAUGAACAUUGUGUGUAAUAUGGAUACUAAGGAGCUGGCUUUUAUUUGUAGUAUUUUAUAGCACUGAGGAAUCUAGUUUUUAAUUGCCUCCUGUUUUUUUUGUGUGUUUUUUUUUUUUUUAAAGGAAACAUUUUUACAGUAAUGUUACAAAACUGAAAAACAAACAACUCCAGAGUGCUAAAUAACCUUGAACGAUGCUAUUGAGUAGCUGGCUUUUAGGUUUCUAAAUGUUUACGCCUAAAUGUUAACUCCAAAAAUAGUCAAUCGAUAUUUUCACAUGCUUGUUGUUGCACAAUUUUAGGUGAAAAAUUGAGUUAUACUGUAGCUAUUGUAAAACAAAGGACCUUGUGGUUACUUUAAAUGUAAUACAAAAAGGUUUUGUUAAAACGCAACGUAUUUCUGUUUUAUUCGAAUGAUUGAAGUACUCUACAUGUGUUUUUGAUUCCCCCAUUAAUGUUUUCUAUUUUUGCGCAUAUAUUGUUUUGAUUCCAAGGUCUAUUAAAUUACACAUUAAAAGUCAGCGCUGUCAUUACUUAGCAAUGAUAUAAAAUACCAAAAGGCCACUCAGAUGUACAAAACAUCGUCACUAGGGUAAUAAAGGUAUACAAUGCCUAAUGCAGUGUAAGCACUCAGCGUACAGAGUCCAGGACUGGUCUGGCAUAGUGGAAAAUGCUAGCUAACUCGAACAAUAGUUAAAGGCCUGCGCUCUGGGACUGUAUCAUAAACUAAACUGACUUUAAAGAAUGGCAUCAGGGAAGAAAUUCAAAUGUGCCUUGUUUGAAAUCCUGCAGUUUUCAGCCCUGUGCAUCCCUGUUUUCAUAAUCAUUCACAGGUUCGCCUCCAUUGUCAAGCAGGUUAAGAAGGCACAAGGGCAAAAUGACGGGGAUGCAAACACUGCCUACUGGCUUGUUGUGGCUUCCUCUAUUGCUUAUGUCACAUUUGUGGCCUUGAUUAUUUGGGUUCCUAUGAAAUACAUGAUAGCCAAAAAAAGGAAGUUUUUCACUGAAAGGAAGAAGUGGAGACCAAUCCUUCUGGUGUAUAUGAUUCUCUCAACAUUGCCCUGCUUUGCAUUCCUAAUAGCCAGCACGGAGGUGCAGGUAAACAGUAACUUGGAGCUUCAUCUGUACGAUACCCUCACUGAUCUCCCUGUCUCUCUGGUUAUGUUCUCCCUCAUUUGCGUAGAUGUAAUUGAUAGACUUCGGAAAUGUCGUCUUACAGGGCAAAUGCAAGAGGCUGAAAGGGAUGCUGGGAUUCAUAGUCCUGUUCUGACACAUCUGGAGCAAGUUCCAACUGUAUCUGGGCAGAUCGAUGAAAAUGAAAACGAAAAUCAUGGAGCUACAAGAUUAAAAGCCAAUGGAUCUGUGCCAGGGAUAACAGCACCGGAGAAUUGGGAAAACCGUUACAGCUCCCGCACAGCAAGCUCCAGUUACUACACAACACAGUACACACCUUCUGGGCGUCUGAAAUUUCUGUCCACAAAUGAUGCAAGGGCAGAAAUGUUUGUUGAUUGUUUUGUGUUCUGGUUUGAUACCAUAGAGCUCGUGAGAGUUGCUGGUCUUCCCCAGGUUUUCAGGUCGGGAUGGGUUUUUCCAAUAUAUAUCUUUAGCUAUAUUUCUCUAUUGAGGUUGAUUGUGAAACCCAAAAAUCCCAUUCGGAGUUCCUUGGGAGUGUUUGUGCAAGAUAUUCCCUUCCUCUUCCUCCGAAUAGGAUUGAUUACAGUAUUUGGAUACGUCACUCCUCUGAUCUACCUUUUUAAAAAUAUUUUGGUAUUUUUGGCUUUCGUUUAUUUUAACUUUGUGACAAAGCUUAAGCUGUUCAACACUGAGCGAAUGUUCUAAUGACAAGGGAGUUACAAUAUCACCGCUGGUAAUUUCAUAAUUUUAUGUCAAUGUUUUUAUUUUUAUAGCAUUGUAAGUUUUGCAUUUAUACUAUGGAGGGGAAAAAGGUAGAACGUUUUUAUUUUCUUGUGUUGUAUAGGGAUAUUGAUUUUAGCUUCUAGUGAUAAGGUCUCAUUUCGGUUAUUAAGGAAUGAGGACUUUUUUUAGACAGCCACAUUUUGAAAUUCUAUGCCAUUAGCUUUGUCACAUAUUCAUCAGUAAGUGUUAAGAAUUAAUUUGUAACAAAGAAAAGUUUUCUUUUCUUGAGAGGUUUUCAUUUUGGUUCUCUUACUAGGCCUCGUACACACACAGCCUAAAUGCGGUUGCAAGUUCACCUUUUACUCUUAAUACGGUUUAAGUACACACACAGUUUGGUUCCAAAAGGCAGCGACAACCGCACUAGUUAAUCCCGUGGCGAGUUCGGUUAUCAAUUCAGUUAGGUUAGUUAAUGCGUAGCAGCUGUGUGUGUGCAUUAAAACUGCACUAAAACAACCGCAGUAGGUGCUCGUGGAUUUCUGCGCAAGUAAUUAUGUCAUAGUUUAUCAGACAUUUCCGUGUGGUAAACAUGGCUACCGAGCACUGAGUCAUUUGGUCCAAAGAGACCAAAAAAUGAAUAAAUGUUUGGUCUGAGAAAGGGAUCCAGGCUAAAUUGGAUGGCAGCAAACAAAAUUAAUUUAGCAGUGCAUUUAUAAAUGUAUUUAGCAGUGCAGAAAAAGCAAAACAGCAUCUCCGCUGGCUUUGCAGAAAAGAGCAUAGCUGUGCUUGACGAGCUCUCGAUCAAUUACGUACUGUACUUUCUUCCAAAAGCAUAAACAGAAACACAGCCUCCAUGCUGCCGCCACACAAACCUAACAAAUGUUGUGUAAUUAUUAUUAUUAUUAUUAUUAUUAUUAUUAUUAUUAUUAUUAUUAUUAUUUAUUUCUUAGCAGACGCCCUUAUCCAGGGCGACUUACAAUCGUAAGCAAAUACAAUUCAAGUAUCACAGUACUAGUAAUAAUACAAUUAAGAGCAAGAUAAAAGUCCGAGUUCAGUUGUUAGUUUAAACAGGGAGUGCACUCACUUCAGUAAUGAAAGGCGUGUGUGAACAACACACAACCACAGCGAGUGCAAUUUGUUAGUACGGUUGUCACGCCAACCGCAGUAACUGACUUAAAAAUAAAUAUUGCUCUGAAAAUGGUUGACUACUGUGGCAAAGUGGCUGAUUGUGUACAGGUGCAGGAGUGAUGCAGUGUGCAAUGCAAUGAACAAACAGAGAAUUGUAAUCCAGUGGGGUUUUUAAUGAUUAUAAUCCUGGUCUGGUGACCAAACAAUAACUCCAGGCAAUACACAACAAUGUGUACUGCACUGGAAUAAAUCAACGGGUUACAGUCCCAAAUAAUAAAUACACGUAUCUCUCCCACAAUGUACAAACACGGUCACCAGUCCUGGGUGCGUGCUAUAGUGCUUGUGGUGGGUGAUACAGUUUAUUUCGUGACAGUGGUGAAGUGCUUACGGCUUUGUGCUGGCCCAAGGCGACAGCUCAGGAGACGUGUUAGCCAUCUAGUGAUUUACAAAACAAAAGACAAUUACUGACAACGACAAACAAACAAAAACACUCACAAAUACUUUUUCGUUUAGGGUUUCUCUCGGUCCUUCCAGUUUCUCUCUUUUUUUAAACCAAGCGAAGGAGCAGAUUGCGAUUCUCCGUCCCCUUUUUAUGCUAUCACGCAUGACCCCUUGGUAAACGGGUGCAGCGGUCUCUACUAUCUGCAGCUGCUAUGUUGUUUCCCUUCCGGGUCAAUACGUUCCUGCAACGGAGUCUCGCCGUCUUCCAGACUGACCAACUUCCCAGCCCGGGGAAAGAACUGUCAGGCCAGCCCGUCCAAAGAACUCUACUUUCGCUGCUUAGUGCCCUCACAGGUCGGGAAGGAGAUUUACAACCAAAACUCAUUGUAUUUCUGUCACACUACUGUACAUAUUUUCUCACAUGCUUUUGCUAUUAGAAACUUUGGUGUAACAAUUGUGACAUCGCCUUUUGUUUUAAAGGUAUGUGUUAAAAAUCCUAAUGACUGUUCCUAUAGAUUUUUUCUUUUUUUGAUCAAGCCUGAGACCAGCUAUGACCAAAAUAAACACCUUACUGUGAACAAAAAAACUCAUUUAUUUUGGCACAAUAAUCUCCAUUAUUGGGGAAAUGUUUUGAGCUGGGGUUUUGCUGUCCAUGAGAACGUGACUGUGGGUCCUUUACUCAAAGAUGUAUAUGCUUACAGUGCAGGACACAGAAUGGAUUUUGUUUUUUAAAAAACAUGUUUUAAACACAUAAUAAUAAAUGAAAAAAAAACAGUAAUGCAAUAUUAAAGUGUGGAAAUUAAAAAAAAAUUAAAACUUUCAUGUGUCAAUUACAAUCUUCACAACGUUUGCCUGAGUUUACCACAAUGUACUGUAUGUAAAGUCAUUUUAAAUACAAUAAAGCAGUUGUUUUUCACAAGAACAAUGCAUUAUUUUUCAAGUAUCAACCAGAAAAUAUGCUGCAACAAAACAGUCAUUAUAACAUGUGUUUUACAUCCCCACGUUAAAGCUUUCAGUCACUGGACUGGGUUACAUGUACAAACAAAAUGACAUCAACCUAUUCUCAGUAAUGGCAGCCCUCACCUGAUGAAUCGGACGCUGAUCAUUAUCUGUUAAUAAUGCCACAUUAGGCAUGUCAUUGGCAUUCUGUUAACUGCAGACCUUCAUAGUGUACAGUGGGUUUCUGUAAAAAGAUGUCAGUUUAAUUUCAAACACAUUGGCAAUAUCAGCACAUGAGGUGCAGCAGUGUGGAGCAGUGGUUAGGGCUCUGGACUUCAGUCCCAGGUGGGGGACACUGCUGCUGUACCCUUGAGCAAGGUACUUUACCUAGAUUGCUCCAGUAAAAACCCAACUGUAUAAAUGAGUAAUUGUAUGUAAAAAAUAAUGUAAUUGUACGUAAAAAUAAUGUGAUAUCUUGUAACAAUUGUAAGUCGCCCUGGAUAAGAGUGUCUGCUAAGAAAUAAAUAAUAAUAAUGAAGCACACCUAUAAAUAGCCACUACUCCAUUGGAACAGAUGCACAAUCUUUUUUUUUGGCUAUACAUUUUAUCUACAUGUAUGUUUAUCCAAUAUUUCUUUUCAUGCCUGUGGCAGGGAAGGGCCCUGCUUGUAAAUAGUGUGGUUUGUCUAUUGCUGGUGCUGGUUGUCAGGGAUGGGGUUAAUUCCUAUCCCUGCCAAAUACAUGUGAGAAUGUGGUUGGAGCCUUAAUUGAAUGAUUAAUGGUUACUGGUAUUUAAGGAGGGGAAAAUCCCUGUGGAUUAAACUGUGUGUGAUUCUGUGGUAGUCAGUGAAGGCGAAUGCCAGGCCUGACAGCACUGUUUAUUAUUGUUUUAUUUUUGCCCUUGAACCAGUUACUUUGUUCCUGUGUUUUUGUUGAUGGUGUUUGUGACUUGUUCUGUUUGACUUUUUUAUUUUGCUCUGUGAGCAGUGUUUUGAUUUAUUUAUUGUU